AUGGCUUGGACCAUGGAACCUCUGGCAAGGAAGAUCUUUAAAGGAGUUUUAGCAGCUGAGCUUGUGGGUGUUGCUGGAGCUCACUUUUUGUUUAAAAAGAUGAACUCCAGCCAAGAUUUCAGACAAACAAUGAGCAAGAAAUUUCCCUUCAUUUUGGAAGUUUAUUACAAAUCCAUUGAACAGUCUGGAAUGUAUGGAGUUCGAGAGAAAGAUCAGGAAAAAUGGUUGACUAGCAAAAACUAAGGAUUUGGUCCCUGAUCAAUGUUUAUCUUU
Mus musculus (house mouse) is the source of this 273-nucleotide messenger RNA. RefSeq names its product predicted gene, 46086. NCBI's taxonomy places the organism in Eukaryota, Metazoa, Chordata, Mammalia, Rodentia, Muridae. The transcript has a single exon. The coding region runs from base 1 to 243 and encodes 80 amino acids. The record is from RefSeq and is a predicted model, not a curated record.